This is a messenger RNA of Portunus trituberculatus (swimming crab), 6324 nucleotides long. Its product is annotated as putative neural-cadherin 2. Gene Ontology annotation, biological process: homophilic cell-cell adhesion. The record is from RefSeq and is a predicted model, not a curated record. The transcript has 30 exons. Gene Ontology annotation, molecular function: cadherin binding; calcium ion binding. Gene Ontology annotation, cellular component: plasma membrane; catenin complex. The coding region runs from base 571 to 5730 and encodes 1719 amino acids. Lineage: Eukaryota; Metazoa; Arthropoda; Malacostraca; Decapoda; Portunidae.
GCGGACCACAUCCCCGUUCCUCCAACGCUCAGAGCGGCGUGUCUCCCACUCUGCUCCAACCAUAGGCUUCAGCAAGCACACCUCGUAGACACUGAGCUACAGGAACCAGGCACUCUGGCACUCUAACCAUCAGACUGAUUCAGGAAAUUAAAGCACCAACUUGAAAUAUCACAUCUUACUAGCUGUGAAAAGACAUCAAAACAAGGAAGCUUACCUGACAGAGGUUUCCGUGUAGCUGCAUAAGAAAAACAGUUGCACAGCGUCUGUGUUAAAAAAGAUUUCCAGCAGUUUACGGUGAAGUGACGGCGUCAGCAUCCUGCUGUUCCCCAGUCAGCCACCCCGCAGUCUGUCACUCCAGCAGGUGAGCCUCAACCAUCCAUCAGAUCAAAUAAUUCCCAAUUACUGUCGUCACAUAAACUCAAGAGUUCAGACUUUCUGGUACGUUCCUGGUGAAGGACGUGAAUCGCGGCGAGGCAGCAGCAGACAGCCACCACCACCAUCCCCACCACUACCACCACUACCUCGUAACCAGCUACUCCUGCAGACAGUCCACAAGGAAGAGGGUGCGGCAUGGCGGUCAACGUGCUGGUGCCUCUCCUCAUUCCCUUGGGCGAGCAGCUCACCAACGUGACCAAGCUGGUGGGCAGCGACCCGGUGGAGUUCGAGCAGCCGGAGUAUGAGGUGACGGUUCCUGAGAACACCCGCGCUGACCACCUGCUGCGACUGUCUGCCAGGGUGCGGGCCCAAGGAGAAACGUUACAGUACAGGAUCAAUGAAGGUAAUGAGGAGGGCCUCUUCCACCUGGAUCCCUCCUCGGGCAGCCUUUCCCUCCUGCGGCCCCUUGAUUACGAGAUUCAGCAACAGUACGAGCUGGUGGUGGAGGCGCUUGCUGGUGAGGCGAGAGGUGAGGCUCGAGUCGUGGUGAAUGUAGACGACCAAAACGACCACGCCCCGGUAUUCCUGAGGGCGCUGCACGAGACCCAGAUCACGGAGGAGGACAACAGACACCUGCCCAAAGUUAUCCUGAAGCAAGUGACGGCGGUGGACAGGGACGCAGGUCGGUUUGGCAGGUUGGCCUACACCAUCUCCGGGGAUGGCAUGUUCACCAACGGGUCGCGGCCCUGCUUCUCCGUGGACGCCGCCUCGGGCACCGUGCUGCUCCUCAGGCCCCUGGACCGCGACCCUCCCCAUGGCCGGCCUCAGUGGCGCCUGCGGGUGACGGCCACGGACGGAGAGCUUGAGGCGCACACCGACAUCCGUGUUAACCUCAAGGACGCCAACGACAACGCGCCCUUCUUCCCUUCCCGCACCACCACCGCCACCGUCUCCGAGGACACGCCCCUCGGGUCGUCGGUGACGCGCGUGGUGGCCACGGACCACGACGACCCCCAGGAGGGAGACAACGCCAAGGUGACCUUCUCGCUGGAGAAGAACGCGAUCGACGAGUCGAGCGGCCGUCCCAUCUUCGCGAUCGACAGCGAGCUGGGCGUCAUCACCACGGCGCUGUGCUGCCUCGACCGGGAGAAGACCCAGCGCUACGUCAUCCAGGUGGUGGCGACCGACGGCGGCGGCCUCAAGGGCACGGGAACGGUGGUGGUGGACGUGGACGACGUGAACGACGUGCCUCCGAGGUUCUCACGGCCCGAGUGGACGCUGGACGUGUCUGAGAGCCUUGACCCCGACAACGUGCUGGCCACACUCACCGUCGUGGACCAGGACGUUACCAAUGACUUCGCCUAUAGGGUGGUGCCGGGCAGCGGGCGGGGCUGGCAAAUGUUCCACGUGGAGGGCGCGCCAGGAGCGUUGCCGGGUGGAAAUCUUCGGUCAGUGGAGCUGCUGGACUACGAGGAUGCCGACCACCGGGAGGGCUUCCACUUCAGGGUUCAGGUGACGGACCUGGGGGAGGAAGGAUGGGGGCGGAAGGAACACGUGGCCGAAACCAAGGUGCGGCUAAGUCUGGUGGAUGAGAACGACAAUGAUCCAGUGUUCAGUGAGGACGCCAUCUAUCUGACGCUGCCCGAGGACACCCCGCGGGGCUCCCUCCUGGCCUCCUUCAUCGCCCUCGAUCCUGACAACGGUGGAGAAAGCCGGGUCCGCUAUCAGGUGGCCCCGGACAGCGAUCCCGGCCACCAGUUUGCCGUAGACGAGACUGGGACUGUGCGUCUGGUGGGUAAUCUGGACCGGGAGACCGCGGACACUCAUAAUGCCUUAGUGUGGGCGGUGGACGAUGGGUCGCCGCCACGGACUGCCACUGCCACCCUCGCUAUCAACGUGACAGACGUGAACGACAACCCGCCGUUCCUGUCUGAACCUCGCGAGGUGCAGGUGAUGGAGAACAGCCAGGCACAGCUGGUGGCGCGGGUCAAGCUGGGUGACCCCGACGACUGGCGGCAGGGUCACGGGCCGCCCUUCACCAUCUCCCUGGACCCCCGCGCGCCGCCCCACGUCACCGACAGCAUCAGAGUCACGCUGGACAGGAGAGGGGACGACGGCCGGGGCGUGGGCGUGGUGUGGACGCGGGCAGCUCUGGACCGAGAGGAGCGUCCCGCCCUGCUAGUGCCCCUGGUGGUGGGCGACGCCGGGUGGCCGUCCCUCACCGCCACCGUCACCCUCACCCUGCACGUGGCCGACGUCAACGACAACCCUAUGGCGCCCGCCGCCAAGACCGUCACCGUGCACACCAUGCAGCGGCAGGGAGCGGCAGUGCCCUUGGGGCGUGUCUACGUGCAGGAUCCAGACGACUGGGACGCAGCGUCAAAAACCUACGCCUGGAGGGCCCCUCAGGCUGGCUUCUUCCUGGACACUUCCAGCGGCCACUUGUCCAUGGCGCCCUCCACGCCAGACGGCCGCAGGUACCACCUUUCAUUCGUGGUGAGUGACAGUAGCCAAGGACAGGAUGAUGUGGAAGCCAACGUGACGGUCCAAGUAAAAUCACUCCAGCCAAGCGAGAUAACCCACACCACGCCGCUCACACUGGCAGCAGACACUGACGCUGUUGUGAGACCAGAUGCCAAGGGUGGGCCUUCAGUUCUGAGUCGCCUGGUGGGUGCAGCGCGCACGUGGGCUGGCGGAGGUGGAGUGGUGCAGGUGCUAUCAGUGCAGCCUGUGGAGGGAAGGAAUCCCGCAACACGCAUUUGGCUAUCUGCUGCUGGAAUUGCCAACUUUGACUACAUUUUACUAUAUCACAAAAAUGAGCUGAGUUCAACACUAGGAGUCAACGUGCAGGAUGUGGGUGUGGUCCCCUGCCAUGAACCCUCGGCCAUCACGCCAGUCACUGUGGCGGAGGAGAGGUGUGUGGGUGGCUGCUGGGUUGGCCUUGCAGAUGACUUCAGUGUGGUGGACGCUAAUUCUUCUGCGGUGGUGGGGCCGCUGGUGGUGGUGCAGGGACCCUGUGGGUGCACAAGCUCCACCACACCUAUCCGAGCCAGCAUGUGCACCCCUGACACUUGCCUCAAUGGUGGCAGGUGCCUCAGUACAUCCUCAGGCACUAGGUGUAUCUGCCCUCAUGGCACCUUAGGCUCUCAAUGUAAGGUGUUGUCCAGACACUUCCAAGGCACUGGAGGCAGGCAUGAUGGGAGUACUGGUCCUGCACAAGAUGGGGCAUGGGCGUGGGUGCCACCUAUCCCACCCUGUGCUGAGGUGCAUUUGAGCUUAGAAGUGUUGAGCACAGUGAGAGCAGCUGCACUGCUUUACUCUGGACCAGACCAGGACACCGAACCAGGCAGCCGUGACUUGUUGCUGCUGGAGCUGCGUGAGGGACAACCGGUGCUGCUGCUGGACCUGGGUGGCGGCCCCAUCACCCUCACCCUCAACUCCUCCUCCUCCCUAGCUGACAACACGUGGCACAGGAUAGACCUUAUCUGGAAGCAUGAGAUGGUGGAAAUGAUUGUGGACCUGUGUGUGGGUGAUAGCUGGGAUGAGCUGCCAAUGCCUUCUCUCACUCAGAACCACACACUAACCCCCCUCCUUCCUGAUGGCCACACAUGUCACGGCACUACCAGGCUGCCGCAUAAUGCUCGUGUCCUCAACACCAGGGGGGUGCUUCAGGUGGGUGGGCUGGUGCAUCCUUUGCCUCCCUUGAUGGCAGAAGGGAAUUCAGUGCUGCCCCAUCCUCCACAUUUUCAAGGUUGUAUCAGAAAUCUUAGAGUAAAUGGAAAGCUGGUGGACCUGGGUGACAGAGUCCUCAGCAAGGCAAGUAGUCCAGGAUGUCCUGCCACAGAAUGCAGGGCUAACCUCCUCCAGUGUGGGGUCCAUGGCAGGUGCCAAGGAUCACCUAGUUCACUGCAGUGUGAGUGCCAUCCAGGAUGGAGCGGCCCAGGCUGUGACUUGCCAACCAUACCAGCCACCUUCUUCCCCAACAGUUAUGUCAAGGUGGCUCUGUCCUUCUCACCACUGGCCUACACCACCUCCAUCUCCCUCAGGUUCCGCACCCUGAAGAGUAGGGGUGAGCUGGUGGUGCUAUCCUCACAGCAUGGGCGGGACAGCUGGUCUGUACAGCUAGUAGGAGGGCACCUGUGUGCAGUGCUGCACCUACAAUCCAAAACCACCACCACUCUGUGCCUCUCACGAGUCUCCCUCGCUGAUGGUCACUGGCACUCCCUCACUGCCACCAGGUAUGGCUCGUCAACUUUCCUGGAAGUGGACGACGGGGACGGUGACCUGUACAAUGCCUCGCUGGUGCUGAAGGGAGAGCACCUGCUGGAUGUGGACAAGCAGGAAGGCAUCCGUGUGGGUGGAUCUCCAUACUAUCAAGAAAAAGGAGUCCUUAAAAUCCACAAUGACUACUUUGAUGGCUGCAUUGAUGACCUGCGCAUCUCAGGUCUUAGUGCACCACUUCCUCCAGCUGUCAACAGCACACCCUGGGGCCAGGCAAGCGUCUUCAAGGGUGUAGAGCAAGGCUGCAUUGCACCAUCAGCAUGCACCAAUGUGUCCUGCAGACCACCACUCUCUUGCAUUGAUACCUGGAGGUCCUACCAGUGUGGUUGUGGUGAGGGCCGUGUGCUGAGCCGGAGUCGUGUGACAUGUGAGGAUGAGGAUGAGUGUGCAUGGCAGCCAUGUCUUAGUGGAGGUUCCUGCUUCAACACUCAGCCAGGCUACGUGUGCUCCUGUCCAGCGGGGUUCAGUGGACAACACUGCCAGCUGCCUGAGGUGGGCCAGACCUCCCUCAAGUUGCCCAUGGGUGUCCUGGUCACCAUUGUUGUUUGGUGUAUCUUCCUCAUCUUACUGGUGUGUGCAUUCCUGCUCCAUCAACACCACCGUCGUGCUGCUCUGCGCAGGGGGAUGGCUGAUGCCAAGGAUAAUGCCAUGGACUGUAAGGGCCACGUGGCACCACCAUGCAGCCACACACCCAACUUACUGGAGAUGCAGCUGCUGAAGCCACCCAGGGCAAAUGGCCAGCCUGCCUGGACCAGGAACCCCAACAUUGCAGAUGUAGAUGUGCUGCAAGUGGAUGCUGUGACUCCAGAGAGCAGUGGAGAGGAGCUGGAUGGGGACAGGAGGCAAGUCUCCCCGCCACCAUCACGGGGCAGCAGUUACCAGGGCAUGUCAAGCAGGAGGACGAGUAAGGGAGGACCUGGCAGCACUCCCCCUGCAGGAGAUGAUCUGAGAAAUUAUGCUUAUGAAGGUGAUGGCUCUUCCCCAGGGUCACUAUCUUCCUGUCUAGAGAACUGCAGUGGGAGUGCAAAAUUUCUUGGAGGUUUCCGGGAAGUUGCUCACAUGGUGGAGUCCUGACACGUGGGGACCCCCUCCUGUGGGGGAUCCUUGGAUGUGGUGUCUGACAGGACUUCUGUUACGGCACCACACAGCCCACCCAUUGCCACCAUCAUGCAUUGCUCUCACCUGUCCCUCAGUGCAGAAACCCGCUCGAUGACCCCGUCCUUGUGCUAUUCAAAAACAGAGGUGGAAUAAUGUGUGUAGUUAUCAUCCUUUCAUUUCUGAAAGGGACUGGAAAGACAUUUGUGUGAUGAAAGGUGGCAUAAGUGUUUAGAACACCACUGACCUGGUGUUCACCAACAUAACUUUGCUGACCACUGACCAGUAAAACAGUGUAAUGUCAUUUAUAUUUUUGUGAAACAAAACACGUGUAUAAAGUCUGAAAAACAAACAUGUAAUUUGUUUGUACAUGUGAAGAUUAUUAAAAUGUGCAUAUGUAUAUUUAUAUUACCAGGUCUAAGGAUUCUUUUCAUAUCAACUUCAGAUUUUACAUGAUUUAUAACCUCAUGAUGAGGGCCUUUCAUGCUGCAUCUUCCUAGCUCUUAGAUGCAUUUUCCAUUUUUCUAAGUCAUUUGUGAAAAUUAUAAAUAUAUGUAUAUACAAUGUUGUUAA